Molecule: messenger RNA, 1731 nt
Organism: Histoplasma mississippiense
Lineage: Eukaryota; Fungi; Ascomycota; Eurotiomycetes; Onygenales; Ajellomycetaceae
Exons: 5
Coding region: 1-1731 (576 amino acids)
Source: RefSeq, a predicted model, not a curated record
AUGGAUGUCCAACUUAAGCCUCACCCUCUGAGGCUUCCUGGAUUUGGCAUCAAAUUGAACCACGCAGCAUCAUGGAGGGCAACUCUUGCUAAAGGCUAUGUCACGAAUACGCCGAAGAAGUCGAGCGGGCCUAGUAUAUUCCCGUCUAUGUUAGACCUACGGACCUUCGAAGGAGAUCACGUUAAGCAACGCCUUACCCCUAUUCGAGAGUUCGCAAUGCUUCAGAUCAUGAACACUAUAACUGACAAGCCUGGUUGGGAAAAGAAGAUAUUUUCAUUAGACACCACCAACAAAUGGAGAGAGGAGGUGAUGGCGCAUAGGGAUAUGGAUGUGUCAGAUAAAAUGAUGGAUUGGGUCAUCGAUGAGCUGCAAUUCAAAGCAGAGCACUUUGAAAGGAGCGGGCAAGUCUUAGUCUAUGACGCGGGUGUUGUGAAGUCAGAUACUGCAGUCUCAGAGUCUCUCCGGAACACGCUCAAAGCCGCUGCUGCCCACUUAGAAGAUAUUCCAGAUAACGAAAAGGAUUAUCAUCCAUUUUCAGACAACCAGGUCCUUGACCUAGUGCAUCCCUCGUUGUUUCCGGUGGUUUAUGGGCAGACUCGUAUUAUCACAGAUGGCGUUCUAGGAAUUCACGAAGGUAUCGCUAGAGCAGGAUGCGGCGAAAUUAUUAAAAUCCCAUCGGAGGAAGAGCUUAAAGCUUUGUGCAAGAUCACUAGCUAUAUAAACAAUUUGCACCCAAAGAGGCACCAAGAGUUAUAUAGAGUAAUCGAGCAGGUUAUCUCUUGUGCUGUUCCAUUGUGGAAUAACACACUACGGUACACGAAGGCCGAAAACUAUGUGCGAAUACCAUAUGAUUCCUGCGAAAUGGAUGUUGAUCACGAUUUUGUAACAGCUGUUCCAAAACCUGAACGGAAAUCCUACGACAAUGAAUAUGAUUAUUACGACCGUCUAAGUGAAUGGGAAGAACAGGCUCAAAAACCUACACUCCCUGAGCCAGAUGCCGAAUUCUCUCCUCCAAACGAAGACAUUCUCGUCAACCUGCAGCGGGAUUAUGGAAGCACUGGUCUGCAAGUUAUUGUAAAACUUGCCAACAUCCAUCUUACCCCGGAACAGCCCAAAUACCAUGGCGGUACAUGGCAUGUUGAAGGGCAAUCAAAUGAACACAUAUGCGCUACCGCGCUAUAUUACUAUGACAGCGACAACAUCACAGAAAGCCACCUUGCCUUCCGCCAGUUAUGCGAUGUGGAAGACGGCCAAGAGAUACAGUACGAGCAAAACCGGCACGAGUGGCUAUCAGCCGUGUUCGGAUGCGAGAACGGCGGCCCCGCUAUCCAGGAGAUCGGCGACGUAGUUUGUAAACAAGGCCGACUCUUAACAUUUCCCAACAUCCUCCAGCACCGCGUUUCGCCAUUCGAGCUCGAAGAUCCUUCCAAGCCCGGCCACCGGAAAAUCCUUGCGCUGUUCCUGGUCGACCCCAAUAUCCGCAUCAUCUCCUCUGCCAACGUUCCGUGCCAGAGGCGCGAUUGGUGGGAGGAACAGGUGCCUUGGGAACACGUCACGGGCCGGCUCCCUCCUGAGCUAUCCGGUGAAGUUUUGUCUCAUCUGGACGACUAUCUGAUGUCGAUGGAGGAUGCGGCGGCGCUGCGGUUAGAACUUAUGGGGGAAAGGAAGGCGAUUGUUGAAGAGCAGCGCGAGGCGAUGGAAUAUUUGGAAUUUUCGUUAUGCGAACAUUAA